This is a messenger RNA of Orbicella faveolata, 3595 nucleotides long. RefSeq lists its product as uncharacterized. Gene Ontology annotation, molecular function: protein binding. Lineage: Eukaryota; Metazoa; Cnidaria; Anthozoa; Scleractinia; Merulinidae. The record is from RefSeq and is a predicted model, not a curated record.
AGCGGCGUCCAUUUGUUUCUUUAGUCGAACACGUAACAUACGCUUUGAAGUCAAAUUCAAAAUAGCUUUUUGAUCUCCGAAUCAGUUUCACGCCAGAAAACUUUGUGAAGUUUACAUAUCACAAAUACUGCGGUCAUGACCAAGGCAAGCUAUUUAAUGAUGGCUGUCUUUGUUGGAUCUUUGGCCGCAAUUGUCUAUAUACAGCGAGAAAGAAUAGAUUAUAACCGUCUCUGGAGUGUUUUGAUUCAAAGAGGCACCGAGACUCAAGACCCAAACACUGAUCAACUGGAACAAACCGACUGCCAAAGCAAAGACGGUCUAAAUAUCUGCCGCGACUCACGUUUGUCAAAUUCACCAUGUGGUGAUGCGUCAAAUAACGCAAACGAACCCAGAUCCUCAAAGGAUAAUAAUUUAGAUAGUGCUUGUUUUGAACAAGAAGGUACCGCAACUUCAUCAAAAGAACAGCAAAUUAAAGAACAAAAUGGAAAUCGAGUCUGUGGCGAAGAAAAGAAAGCGACCACUGAAGGAAACGAGUCCUUGCCGGGUCACAUGAAGAAAUUAGGAGAACAUGGCUCUUCUAUUGUGGAAGGAGAAAUCGAAGAGUUGAAUUUUGUACCAAACGGCAGGGAUUUUUAUGAAUACUUUUUACGAAAGAGGAAGCCUUUAGUCAUGCGAGGAGCAAUAAAGAAUUGGCCGGCAGUACGACACUGGGCGAACGAAAGUUACCUUCGCGAGAAAUAUAGUGAUGUUGUAUUCGAUGUACAGCUGACUAAAAAGUACGAGGGAGAAUUUCCGGCUAAGAAAACAAUGAACCUAAAUGAGUUUCUUUCAAUUUACAAAAGCAAGCAGGUUUAUUUGGAUUGUCCCUUCCCUCAUAGUGCCAUGAUCCAAGAUAUUUUCGUACCAUACUGCUUACAGUGCGAAGAAAUUAUGCCGACUAUUGCCAGUACCCAUUUACUUUUCAGCAGUGGAAACACGAGCUCAAGUUGUCAUAUGGAUGGGUAUGAGAACCUGUUAAGUCUAAUCGCUGGAACAAAGGAAAUUUUAGUGGCCAACCCGAAGUACGUGGAAUAUUUUUACCCCCGUAACCACACCACAGUAAACAUUGAAUCGCCAAUCGAUCCAGAGGCAGUCGAUUUAAAGAAGUUUCCCAAACUCGCCGAAAUCCCUUUUUACAAGGUUGUUUUGAAGGCUGGUGAUAUUCUGUACAUUCCUCAACACUGGUGGCAUCAUGUCAGGUCAUUUGACUGUCCAAACAUUGCCAUUUCCUUGUGGUUUCACCCAUUUGCCGAGAAAGAAGAGGAACAAAGUUCGCUUGAAGAUGAUAGUGCAGAUCCAAGUCUGUUUGAAGACAUGGUGUACAUAUCAAAAGCCUUUGAUAAACUUGUUGAGUCAUAUCCAGAAACAAUCAAGUGUCAGUCACAAAACAAGCCAAUCAAGGAAGUGUUUAGCCCCAAGUCUGAUGCAUGGGACACACCAAGGGAGAUCCAACCCGAAGAUAGUGUUGUUACUUUGGCCAGUGGACAUAAGAUGCCUAAGAUCGGUUUUGGUACAGCUGGUUUGUUUAAAGACACCAAGUCUUCUGUUUUAGUGGCCCUUACUUCUGGAUACAGGAUGAUCGAUUCUGCUCAAGCCUAUGAAGAAGAGCAGGUGGGAGCAGCAGUGCAAGAAAGUGGAAUCCCAAGAGAGGACAUAUUCAUUGUAUCCAAAGUUCAUCCUCGUUUCCUGGGACAUGAUGAAACACUCAAAUCUGUAGAAGAGACUUUAACAAAGUUGAAGGUUGAUUACAUCGAUCUGAUGUUGAUUCAUUCCAUGGACUGUGAUCAGGGGCCUGGGGCCCUCUUGAUUUGCCAGAAAGGGGAGCCCAAGGGAACAUGGGAAGACUCAUGGAAAACUCUUGAGUCGCUUGUUGAGAAAGGAACAAUCCGCAGUAUUGGUGUCAGCAAUUUUGAAGUUCAAGACCUGGAACGCUUGCUUGAGAUCUCCAAAGUUCAUCCUUCAGUGGUUCAGAACUCUUUUGACCCCUUCAACCAAGAUCGUGUAACUCGAGAAUUCUGCGAAAGAAAUCAUAUUCAGUACAUGGGACACAGCACUCUUGGCGAUUCUUGGAAAAGAGAUGGCCUGCCUCUAAAUCCUGUUCUUUCCGAUGAAGGCCUUAGAAAAAUAUCCUCCAAAUUCGACGCGUCCAUCCCUCAGGUUGUUCUCAAAUGGUCAUUAGAGAACGAUGUUAUUGUCAUUCCCCGCUCUCGCAAUCCGAAUCACAUCAAAACAAACUUGCAUUUGGCUCACGUUCUGCUCACCGAAGAUGACCGACAGUACAUCGAGGAUCUUGAUGGAAAGAUAAUCGUGCCCAACGACAAUCCUCCGUUCGACUCCCGAUCAGAGCCGAGCAUUUCCGGUCAACAAGGUACCGACGAGGAGAGGAUCUCAGAGCAGAAAACAGACAAUAUCAAUGAUAAAGUCGUUUUCGUAGAGAGAGUUAAUCCCGAAGAUUCUACGUUGUACUUGAGUUCAGAUGAUCAUUGGAUUUACGCGUUUGACGCCGCCACGGGAAAGUUGAAAUGGAAAUAUGGAACUGCGGAUGAAGGUGGUUCAAAAUGCGUUUUCAACUCUGAUGAGACGGUUGUGUACUGCGGAACUGACGACAAGUCACUGCGCGCGCUCAACGCUGCCGACGGUAGCCUUAUUUGGAAGUUUUCCACAGGAGGAGCGGUGACGUCGUCAACCCGAGUUGGUGCCGACGGCAGCCUCUAUUUCGGAUGUCUUGACGGGUAUUUUUAUGCAGUCAAUUCUGACGGCUCCUUGAAAUGGAAGAAGAACUUGGGCGUAGAAAUCUGGUCAUCUCCUGCUCUUCUUGAAGGCGGUAAAGCUGUAUUCGUCGGCUCAAUGGCUGAAGAUUCGGCAAAUGUUUUCUCGCUCGAUGGCCAAACUGGUGAAACGAUUUGGAAGUACGAGACGGCAGGACCGGUGUUCUCUUCUCCCACAGUUAGCCAUGAUAGCAAGGCUGUGUUUUUCUGUUCUUUUGAUGCAAACUGCUAUGCUUUUAACACUGAGGACGGUCGGCAGCUUUGGAUGUUUGAAGGCGACUCCGCGUUUCAGUCGUCACCAGCUGUCAGUAAACUGGACGGAACUCUUUUUGUCGGAUCUUCACAAGGAAAUAUUUACGCGAUCGACUCUUCAAAUGGACAAGUGAAGUGGACAAGGGAAGAUAAGGGUGAACUAUUCUCUUCGCCAUUUAUCGCUCCAUAUGGAAAUAUCUACAUUGGUUCAGGUCAAGGAGAGGUUCUGGCUCUUCGUCAACAUGAUGGCUCGCUCGUGUGGAGUUUUAAGACAAGCUCGUCAAUUUGGUCGUCACCACGGUUGGAUAAACGUGGUCUGUUGUUUAUAGGAGGGAUUGACACCUAUCUGUACGCCUUGCGAGCUGAUAAUGGACAAUUGGUGUGGAAAUACAAGACAGACGGACCGGUUGUGGGAACACCGCUGAUCACACGUGAGCAUGCUGUGGAACAAGCCUGAAGUACACAGGGAAAUUAUUAAGGCUAUUAAAAUUGAUGAAUUUGGUCAAAUUUUAUUCGCGGAUGUCUCAUCAUCAUCA